Syngnathus acus (greater pipefish) is the source of this 968-nucleotide messenger RNA. RefSeq names its product charged multivesicular body protein 6b (gene chmp6b). Gene Ontology annotation, cellular component: ESCRT III complex; multivesicular body. Gene Ontology annotation, biological process: late endosome to vacuole transport via multivesicular body sorting pathway; vesicle budding from membrane. Lineage: Eukaryota; Metazoa; Chordata; Actinopteri; Syngnathiformes; Syngnathidae. The record is from RefSeq and is a predicted model, not a curated record. The transcript is spliced from 8 exons. The coding region runs from base 154 to 765 and encodes 203 amino acids.
GCCACCGUAUUACUUCCGGGUGUCAUCCUGUUAGCUAGGCAGCACUGUUGAAGCUUGUCUUUUUUUCUUGAUCAGGUGUAACAACACAAAUCAUCGUUUGAUCGAGCUGUACGCUGAUUUAUUUGACGGCGCCGGCUGUAAUGCUUCGUCACGAUGGGGACUCUGCUUGCCAAAAAGAAGCAGACUCGAGUGACGGAACAAGACAAGGCCGUUUUGCAACUGAAACAGCAACGAGAUAAACUGAGGCAGUACCAGAAGAGGAUCGAGCUGCAGUUGGAGAAGGAACGACUGUUAGCCAAGCAGCUGCUAAAAAAUGGAAGGAAAGAUAAAGCGCUGCUGCUGCUGAAGAAGAAGCGCUACCAGGAUCAACUGCUGGACAAGACGGACAACCAGAUCAGCAACCUGGAGCGCAUGGUUCAGGACCUCGAGUUCGCCCAGAUUGAGAAGAAGGUGAUCGACGGCCUGCGCGUAGGGAACGAGUGCCUGAAGAAAAUGCAGCAGGUGAUGUCCGUGGAAGAAGUGGAGCGCAUCUUGGACGAGACGCAGGACUCCAUCGAGUAUCAAAGGCAAAUCGACGAGAUGUUGUCGGGCUCGUUGUCCCAGGACGAUGAAGACGCCGUUCUCGCCGAGCUGGAGGCCAUCACUCAGGAAGACGUGCUGCUUCCGGACGUCCCCUCGCACCAACUGCCCAACGCUCCCGAGGCCGCCGAGGAGAAAGCAGCGACCGAACGUCCGAGGAAGAAGGUGGAAAUGUUGGCCGCGUGAAGAUGGAAAACUAAUGACCUUCAGCUUCUCCACAACCUUGAGGGCUGAGCGUGAAGAGAAUUUUUCCAAGAAGACCCAUCAUGCCCUGCAAUUUGGAACCGCAACAUUGCUAACUUUCCUGUUAGUACAAUACAAUACACAAAUUGUUUUUGUUUUAGUUUUUAAUGGCGCCGAUUUUAAAAUAAAAGCACUGCAGACAGCAA